ACUUCACUGGCUGGGUUUUCGACAUUUUGCGCUACUAUUGGAGGUUUACCCAUAUUUAGUAGCAAUGUCCUCUCUAAACUCAAAUACACUUCAAAUCAAGUAUAUACAUAAUUCUGUUGCAAUGGUGACGAGCUGUCCGUUGUCAGCUACUCUUCAGGUCAUUGACCAACAAGUCCGAGAAUUGUGUAGUUUCACCAAAGAUCAACCAUUCACAAUAAAAUGGAUCGAUGAAGAACACGAUCCCAUCGUUAUUUCCUCAGAAAUGGAACUAAAAGAGGCAUUCCGACUUCACGAGUUGAAUAAAGAAUGGCAACUAACAGUUCAUGUAUUUAAUGGAGUUCCAAGUGAACCGGGUAAACCCUGUCCUGGCGAAGAUAUUAAUAUGUACCGAAGAGGUGCUAAACGAUGGAAAAAGAAAUUUUAUUUAUUGCAUGGUCAUCAGUUUGCUGCCAGACGAUUUAAUCGGAAUGCCGUAUGUGCUUACUGUAAAGAACGUAUAUGGGGUUUGGGACAACAAGGGUUUAAAUGUAUUAAUUGUCGUCUUCUACUUCAUCGUCGUUGUCAAGGUGGCGUGCGUCAUAAAUGUGGUGAAGCAUUCAUAAGGCCGACUUAUCAAAAUAUGCGUUCAAUCUCUACAUUUUCCACCGGUUCCACUCCUAUUGUGUGGGAAAAUAAUGGAAACAGACCUACAACCAUAGCAACAGAUCUAUCUUCUGGGACAAGUAAUACAUUCCCAUCUCGUCUUCCUGUUACUAUUCAACCAUGCAAAGAUGAUUCAAAGCCACCAAAGCCAGAAAAAAUCAUUGGUUUAGGUGAAAAAGAAUCAAAUCAAACAUCAGACAAACACUUUACGCCAACAUCCAAUACAAAAAAUAAUCUCAAAUCAGGUUCAGACAACCUAAUAAUUGAAACAAGUAGUGUACCAGUUCCCGUUUCUAUCAUCACUGAUAAAGUUGAUGAUAAGUCCAUUCCAAUCAUAGAACAGCGCAUUAUAGAUAUUCCUGAUAUUCCAAUCACUUCUGGACGGGUUGGUUUACAUGAUUUCAAUUUACUCAAAGUGAUUGGUCGUGGUAGUUAUGCUAAAGUAUUUCAAGUAGAGCAUAAACCAACUAAUCGUAUAUAUGCAAUGAAAGUGAUUAAAAAAGAAACUAUUCUGGAUGAAGAGGAUAUUGAUUGGGUUCAAACAGAAAAACAUGUAUUUGAAUGCGCUACUAACCAUCCAUUUUUAGUUGGUUUACACUCCUGUUUCCAAACUAGAAGUCGGUUAUUCUUUGUCAUUGAAUUUGUCAAUGGUGGAGACCUAAUGUUUUAUAUGCAACGUAAUCUUCGUUUAGCAGAAGAUUAUGCACGAUUCUAUGCAGCUGAAAUUUGCAUUGCAUUAAAUUUUCUCCAUGAACGUGGUAUUAUUUACCGAGAUCUCAAGUUAGACAAUGUUUUGAUGGAUAGCGAAGGUCAUAUUAAACUGACUGAUUAUGGAAUGUGUAAAGAAGGAAUCAUCGGAGAUAUGACUACAACUACAUUUUGUGGUACACCGAAUUAUAUAGCUCCUGAAAUACUGAAAGGAGAAAGUUAUAGUUUCAGUGUUGACUGGUGGGCCUUAGGCGUACUUAUGUUUGAGAUGUUAGCUGGUCGAUCUCCUUGGGAAGGUGUUGGACAGUCAGCUAAUCCAGAUCAAAAUACUGAGGAUUAUUUAUUUCAAAUCAUUCUCAGUCGUCCAAUUCGUUUUCCACGUUCUAUUUCUGUUCGUGCAACCAGCAUACUUAAUGCAUUUCUCCAAAAGGUGCCAACUGAACGCCUUGGAUGUGCGCCAAAUUCAAGUUUUGGUGAUAUUAUGGAGCAUGGAUUUUUCAAACCAAUCGAUUGGGUAGCUUUAGAAAGGAAAGAAGUUCAUCCUCCUUAUCGUCCAACAUGUGGAGGCGAUAGAGACCUGAUACAUUUCGAUCCUGCAUUCACCGAUGAACCUGUAGUGCUAACACCAGAUAACGAGGCAGUGAUGUCACGUAUGGAUCAAACAGAAUUCGAUGGUUUCGAAUAUGUGAAUCCUUUGCUCAUGUCGUUAGAUGAACAAGUGUAAGAGGAAUCCUCAUUCUCUCCUCAACCCCCCUCCCUUCCUCAAUGGCUCGUUGUGUUAAUCUAUCUACCUUCCUUUUUUUUUAAAAAAAAACAAUCACUUUUAUUCAAUACUAUCACCAUAUCUAUUGACAAAUAAAUAAAUAGUAUUUUGUAUUGAAUUUUUUUUAAUAAAAAAUAAUAAUUUAUCGUAUACAUUCCAUAUUCAUUCUAUUAGCAAAAUAAAAAUUGUUUAAAUCAUUUACCAACAAUUCAAUGUUAAAUUAAUUUAAAAACAUAUCAAAUGUUAAAAUAUUUUCACUUUUUUUGAUUUUAGGGUAUAAUUCUUGAAAUAUUUUCUUUUUAUAUAAGAAAAAAAAACUAUUGCUUACUUCGAAGUUUAUAUUAUUUUCAGCACACAAGCACACACACACGUACAUAUAUAUAUAUAUUUUAGGAAAAUUCAUUUUGUUUGUUUAUUAUCAAACAAGCUUCCUUUAUUGCUUCAUGUUCUUUAUUAAUGGACAAAUGUGUUUAAUUCUUUUUUUUCUCGCUCAAUUAAUUCUGAUAAAAAUAAAUGCUGACUGUAUUUCUAUUUUUUCUUUUUCUAAGUUGUUUUUUUUAAAAAAAAAUUUAUCAAUGUUUACUUUUUUUUCUCUAAUUUUAUAAUUAUGAAAUGAGUUUAAAGUAAAUUAUCAUGAAAUGUUCAUUGUAAGUACUGAUAAGUAGUAUCAAUAUGAUAAAAUGAAAUACUCUUAAAUUUAAUAUUC
Molecule: messenger RNA, 2819 nt
Organism: Schistosoma margrebowiei
Lineage: Eukaryota; Metazoa; Platyhelminthes; Trematoda; Strigeidida; Schistosomatidae
Source: the annotation of a GenBank genome assembly